GAUUUUGCAUGGAAAACAUCACGCUGAUCCAUCCUCCCAUCCCUGGCCGGACGCCGCUGCCUUUCCCAUUCGGAUAUUUAUUAUGGGACUAGGAAUAUCCUUUAUAUCACGCACCCCCAGCUGUCAUUUUAUUGGCUGAUUGGCAUUGGGAGACAUGAGGAUUCUUCUACUUUGACUGAAAACAAAGAGACUGCUAAAUAGAAUAAGCACCACCUUUAACCUGUGGAGCGGGUAUCAGAUGGUUAAAUCCGUGUAUUCCAUACCUUCAGUCUAAGGAGCGACGGGGAAUCUGAGGGGGGGGGGAGACGCGCAGCCAUUAAGGUUCCGUCGGACUGGGUCGCCCCCCACCUAGGAAUGGCUCAUUCCGCCCCCCCAACGCCAUGGACCCAUUAAUCAGGGGGAGCGUGUAGGCAAUGAGUACGGAUGUGGAUAUCCAAUCGCUAGCGGCUCUGGAUUCCGGCCUAUAAAGCCGAUGAUUAAAGGCCAACUAAAAGGGGCGCACGUUAAGAUGACAUAGACCUUUGUUUUGGUGUCUUUCGGAAACUCGCCCGUUGCCAGAACUUCUUUUUUUACUGCCUAUUUUUUAUUCGAGCAAUACCCAGGCGCUCCAUGGAAAAGAUGCCCCGGAACCGAGCCUUUUCCGAGCCGGAGUACUCUGCGGAAUAUUCGGCGGACUAUUCGGUGAGUUUGCCGUCGGACCCGGAGCAUGGGGUCGGCAGGACGCACGAGGUCACCGUCCGGAGCUCCGGUUGCUGCCUCUGCUUGCCGCGCUUUAUGCGCCUCACCUUUGCGCCGGAGUCCUUGGAGAACCUCUACCAGACGUACUUUAGGCGGCAGCGGCACGAGACGCUUUUGGUCCUGGUGGUCUUCGCCGCCCUCUUCGACUGCUACGUUAUCGUCAUGUGCGCCGUGGUGUAUAGCAACGACAAACUGGCGUCGACCUUGGUGGCGGUGGUGGGGCUCUUGGCUCACCUCUUGCUCUUCGUCCUAUGCAAGUUUGGCUUGUUACCGGACCGCAUCUCCCGUAAGUUCGUCCCCUACAUCCUGUGGAUCUUGAUCGCCGCCCAGAUCUUCUCUUACUUGGGCCUCAACUUUGCACACUUCCACGAGGCCAGUGACACGGUGGGUUGGCAGGCCUUCUUUGUCUUCUCCUUCUUCAUCACUCUGCCUCUUCGUCUCACCCCCAUCGUCCUCAUCACGGCGGUGUCCUGCGGCAUCCAUACCCUGGUGUUGGGCGUCACCAUCGCUCAGCAGCAGCAGGAUUCCAUCAAUGGCAAUGCCUUGUUACGGCAGAUCCUGUCCAACGUCGCCAUCUACCUGUGCACCAUCACCGUGGGCAUCAUGUCGUACUACAUGGCCGACCGCAAGCACCGCAAAGCUUUUCUGGAAGCCCGCCAGUCUCUCGAGGUCAAACUCAACCUGGAAGAACAAAGUCAGCAGCAGGAGAGGCUCCUUCUGUCCAUCCUGCCCAAGCACAUUGCCGACGAGAUGCUGAAGGACAUGAAGAAGGACCAGAAGCAGAAGGAACUUCAGCAGUUUAACACCAUGUACAUGUACAGACAUGAGAAUGUCAGCAUACUCUUCGCUGACAUUGUUGGAUUUACGCAGCUGUCGUCGUACUGUAGCGCCCAGGAACUGGUCAAGCUGCUCAAUGAACUCUUUGCCCGAUUCGACAAACUGGCAGCGAAAAACCACCAGCUGCGCAUUAAGAUUUUGGGCGACUGUUACUACUGCAUCUGCGGCCUCCCCGACUACCGGGAGGAUCACGCUGCCUGCUCCAUAAUGAUGGGACUUGCUAUGGUGGAUGCCAUAUCUUACGUGAGAGAGAAGACAAAAACAGAUGUGGAUAUGCGCGUUGGAGUCCAUUCAGGGACAGUCAUCGGCGGGGUCCUGGGGCAGAAACGCUGGCAAUAUGACGUUUGGUCCACAGAUGUCACCUUGGCCAACAAGAUGGAGGCUGGAGGCAUACCAGGAAGAGUCCAUAUUUCCCAAAGUACCUACGACUGCCUGAAGGGGGAGUUUGAGGUGGAGCCAGGGGAAGGGGGUACAAGGUGCGACUAUCUAAGAGAAAAGGGCAUCGUGACCUACCUUGUUAUCGUACCAAAGCAGCCAAUAAACAAGAAUGGCAUCAACGGGGUGAAGCUGUCGCUGACGUCGUCCCACGGGAACUCUCCGCAGCUCAUUAACACCAAGGAAUGCAAUGGCAGCAUCCACACCACCUGUACCACUCCAGAUGAGAACGAGGAGCUGGACACUAGGGUAGUGAAUCCAUCUUUCCCCAACCCGCGCCGACGCCUGCGCCUCCGAGACUUGGCCGAGAGGGUCAUUGAUGCUCAGCAGAACGAGCAGGAACUCAACAAACUUCUCAAUGAGGCUCUGCUGGAGAGAGAGACUGUGCAAGUCCUUAAAGGGAAAUACACCUACCGCUUGUCCAUGCGCUUUAUCAACCCAGAGAUGGAGACGCGGUUUUCUGUAGAGAAAGAGAAGCAGAGUGGAGCUGCCUUCAGUUGUUCCUGCGUCGUGCUGCUAUUCACGGCCAUCGUGCAGAUUCUCAUCGACCCCAUGCUUAUUGCCAACUACGUGACCUUCGUUAUUGGUGAAAUCCUGCUUCUAGUUCUGACCAUCUGUUCGCUUGCAGCCAUUUUUCCCAGGGUUUUUCCAAAAAAAUUAGUUGCCUUUUCUACAUGGAUUGAUCGGACAAGGUGGGCUCGUAACACAUGGGCAAUGUCCGCCAUAUUCAUCCUGACGAUGGCAGAUAUAGUGGAUAUGCUCAGCUGCCUGCAGUACUACGGCACUCUCAAUAUUACGUCCCCCGCUCAAGAAGCUUGGGGGUGCGUUGAGAACCCCAAGUAUUACAGUUACAUUGCCGUCCUGGCUCUCAUAGCCACCAUCAUGCUGGUGCAAGUCAGCCACAUGGUCAAGCUAACGCUCAUGCUGAUGAUCACCAUUGCCGUCGGCGUGGUCAACAUUUACGCCUGGAGACCGAUCUUUGACGAUUACGACAGCAAGAGGUUCAACGGCUACUUGGCUCUUUUGGUUCCUUCCAAAUACUCCAUGACUGCCAUGAUCUUCGUCAUGAUGCUCAGCUUCUACUACUUUGCCCGACACGUGGAGAAGUUGGCCAGGACGUUGUUCCUUUGGAAGAUCGAUGUCCAUGAACAGAAGGAGAAGGUUUAUGACAUGCGGCGCUGGAACGAAGCUCUGGUCACAAACAUGCUGCCCGAACACGUCGCUAGACACUUCUUGGGAUCCAAGAAACGAGAUGAGGAGCUCUACAGCCAGUCAUAUGACGAAAUCGGGGUAAUGUUCGCAUCCAUCCCAAACUUCUCUGACUUUUAUACAGAAGAAAGCAUCAACAACGGAGGCAUUGAGUGCCUGAGGUUCCUUAAUGAGAUUAUUUCCGAUUUCGAUGCGCUGUUAGAUGAACCCCAGUUCCGUUGCAUAACAAAGAUAAAGACCAUCGGCAGCACGUACAUGGCAGCUUCCGGGGUGACUCCAGAUUCCAAUGCCAAUGGAUAUAACAACACUAUAAAGAAAGAGGAAAUCUCGGACAAAGAGCGCUGGCAGCACCUUGCCGACCUGGCAGACUUUGCCCUCGCCAUGAAAGUGACACUAAUGAACAUAAACUACCAGUCAUUUAACAACUUCAUGCUCCGAAUAGGUUUAAAUAAAGGUGGUGUACUUGCGGGUGUCAUCGGUGCACGAAAGCCUCAUUACGACAUCUGGGGGAAUACAGUGAAUGUCGCUAGUAGGAUGGAAUCUACAGGAGUCAUGGGAAAUAUACAGGUUGUAGAAGAAACGCAUGACGUUCUCAAGGAAUACGGAUUCCGCUUUGUGAGACGAGGUCCCAUCUACGUUAAGGGUAAAGGCGAGCUGCUGACGUUCUUCCUCAAAGGACGGGACAAGCAAGGUUCCUUCAUCAAUGGGUCUUCGGUCACCCUGCCGCACCAAGUGGUGGACAAUUCCUGAUGACCAACCAACGAGCCAAGAUGGAGGAGGCGCAGAACCCAGCAGCCAAACAACCCAGUCAAUGCAAAACCCUACAGGCAGAGAAGGAAGACUUUGCAAAUUGCUGUAGUUAAGGACAAAAAAAAA
This is a messenger RNA of Xenopus tropicalis (tropical clawed frog), 4095 nucleotides long. RefSeq names its product DnaJ heat shock protein family (Hsp40) member C27 (gene dnajc27). Gene Ontology annotation, cellular component: cytoplasm; plasma membrane; Golgi apparatus. Lineage: Eukaryota; Metazoa; Chordata; Amphibia; Anura; Pipidae. Gene Ontology annotation, biological process: cAMP biosynthetic process; intracellular signal transduction; cyclic nucleotide biosynthetic process. The record is from RefSeq and is marked provisional. Gene Ontology annotation, molecular function: phosphorus-oxygen lyase activity; magnesium ion binding; adenylate cyclase activity.